UAAUUUUCUAAUUUUCUAAUCCAAAUCCAUACAUAACAUAAAUAUCAUCACACUAUUAUAAAUUUAUUUAUUCUCAACAUUUUAAGUGUUCUAGCAACACAAGGAGCCACCAACAACAUACAUAUUUCAUCCUCUUCAACUACAACCUCGUUUUCUUCAAAAAAACCCUACAACCUCGUACCUUGCAUUUACAUAUGGAUUGUUUGGUGAUGCCAGUUUCAUUGAUCCGGAGAAGAUCCACAGGCUCACGGUUCGGUUACAAGCCACUAACCGAUGAUGAGUUGGAUCAACAAGAUUCCGACAGCCGGGUGACAGUGGUGGUCGGAAAAGAGAGAAAGGUGUUCCUUGUCGACCCUAUCAUAUUACAAGAGAUUCCGUUUCAGGUUUUGAUGGAUAUCUCUAUGAAGAAGAAUCCAGAAGAGACAGAGAAGAAUCAUUUUCGUUUCACAUCAAGUCAUCAUGAUGAGAGAGUUAUCUUCGUGGAUGUUGAUGAUAUUUUGUUUGAACACAUGUUGUGGCUUAUGUAUAAUGAUGCAUCUUCUUUGUUUAAGCUCAAUUUGAAAGAUAUUGUUGAUUUCUAUACUCACGAGGAUAUGUAAUUGUAAUAAUCUAAAUUACAGAGUAUUUUCACCCACAACAGAGGUAUUGUAUUAUGUUAAAUUUUCUA
Molecule: messenger RNA, 667 nt
Organism: Lathyrus oleraceus (garden pea)
Lineage: Eukaryota; Viridiplantae; Streptophyta; Magnoliopsida; Fabales; Fabaceae
Product: auxin-responsive protein SAUR77
Exons: 1
Coding region: 195-599 (134 amino acids)
Biological process (GO): response to auxin
Source: RefSeq, a predicted model, not a curated record